AUGUCUCGUAGACUGCGUAAACCUGAUCGUACUAUUAAAGUCAAUCAGCUGCAGUACAAUGGAAAUCAGUCGUUCUCUUCUGGUGUGCUCGACCUUCGAAUCUCUUCUUCAUGCACUUUCGUACGAAAUGAAAUUCUUCCUAAUACUCAAUUUAUUAACACUUUUAGUCUAUGUAAUUUAAAAUCCGGCAAUUAUCUUAGCGUCCCUCCCGGCUGGCUUUGUUACCUGGCACCGGAGAUUAUAAAGUUGCUGAAUCUAGACCACACCUUAGCAAACAACACUGCUGAGCUACCAUUUACAACUCAGUCAGAUGUUUUUGCCUUUGGGUCAGAGAUUCUUCUUCAGUGCUGGGCUUAUCAGGCCUCUAGACGACCCGAGUUUACCAGCUUGGUAAGGUCACUCGAUCGCCUUCCCAAGUUGCACCGUAGUCCGUCCUACCCGGCCAAGCCGCCCUCUGCCUCCAACUCCAGCUCACACGAUGCACUUAUCUCUUAG
This is a messenger RNA of Protopolystoma xenopodis, 495 nucleotides long. The record is from the annotation of a GenBank genome assembly. Lineage: Eukaryota; Metazoa; Platyhelminthes; Monogenea; Polystomatidea; Polystomatidae.